CUUUUUUUAAUGAGGCUUACGUAUCGGUCGUCCGGACUGGGCGCAUAGCGUUACAUUAUCUCGGAUUUUUUCUUGAAACUGUCUGGUUUUGUCGUUUAUAUGUUCCAAUUCUUCAUGGAAAAACUGUUUUGCGUUUAAUAGUGUGCUUUUCGCGAGAUUGUGGUAUGCGCCAGUGCGUGACGACCGAGGCGAGAUCACCGAGUCUGAUUCACAUUAAUUAUGUGAACGGUGACGAACCAUUUUAAGUGCGCGAUAACACGCCCGUUGUUCUCGGACAUCCAGAACAUUUUAUUAUUAGCUUGUGAAGAACUGUAAUGCGAUGCAUACGAGCCGCUAAUAUAAAAUCAAUACUGACUGAAGUGUUAAUCAUUACCCUGAUGUGAACUGGAUUUUUUUACCCUAACGCAUUAAUUAUUCGUAAAUGUUUAUUCCAAGCAGUGCCAUUUCAUUUUCUGACUACAGUGUGUAUCUUAAAAAUAUUUUUAACAAAAUCAUGAACUUCGCGGUCGUUUUUGAAUGUAGUGCGUGGCGCGUACACUAGGCGGCGCUGCUAACAUAAAGACUUCGUGCGCUUGCGUGAGCUCAGUCCGCGCGAGCUUCGCGUCGUUGCAGUAGGUUCCAAAACAAGAGCGUAGGGCUCAGUGGGAGUCCUAGAAAUAAUAAAUUCAAAUAAUCCUUGUGCUUGCAAAAGUGUCGCAGUGCAGUGUGUCAGUGUUGUGUUGUUUGGUGGUAGUGAAGCGGAGCGGAGCGUUCGGCUCCGGCGUGUCGGCGCGGAUCGAUAAAACGAGCUGGUAUGGCGCAGAGGUCAUGAGCCAGGGUGGCUCAAGAAGGCCCUAUUCGCGCGGGGGCCCGCGCUGGCACCCGCGCUACAAGGACUACUGGGACUACGAACAAAACUAUAGCGAUGGCAGCAGCGCAGGCAGUCCAAAAGAGGCGUGCGUGGCGGCGUCCCCGCCCCCUGCGCCGGCGCCGGUGAAGCGCGACGUGCGCCACCACCACCCCCACUCCCACCCCCAGCAUGUGCAGCACCAGCCCCACGGACAGCACGUUCAGCACCCACAGCAUAUGCAUCAUGAACAACAUUCAAGGCCGCUUAGUAUUGGCGGCGGAGCGGGCGGGUCUCGGCGCGCCGAGCGUCGGGCCGCCGGUCCCUCCGAAAGACGCCGCACAGAGAUGCGCGUCAGUCCAGGAGGUGCCGGUCCUUCAGCAGAUCCUCCACAUAUGAUGCAUCACCACCAUAUGGACACCAAUCCUCUGGAAGGCUCAGUGGAGUCCAUGGUGAGCGGUGCGGGCUCCUCGGAUGGGGAGCUAUCCUCCAAAGCUGGAGACAGCCCCAGCAGAAAGCGGAGACGGAUCUCCAGACAUUUGUCUUCAGGGGAGAGUAACGUGUCAGUUUCCGCGCCGGCCGUCGAACGACGUACGCCCCGACACCAUUACCAACCUCCCCGGCGGAUGCGAUACGUGGGUAACGGUGCGGGCACGUGGGCGGAGAGGCUGAUAGAGCCUCAUGCUCAUCCCGCACAUCCCGCGCAUCCCGCACACCCCGCGCAUCCCGCGCAUCACACACAUCAUACACAUCACGCACACCCUCACCAUACGCCGUUGCUACUGGAUAUCAAUCAGAUGUCAGUCCGCGGCACCCGGCUGGGCGCGCUGGGCGGCGUGGGCUGGCACCACGCGCAACACGCGCAGCACGCGCCUCACGCGCGCGACCACGCUCAGCGCACGCAGGUGACCGCGGCCGGCGUUGGAGCGCCCGAGCUCUGGGGCGCCGCCGUCCUGCCGCCAUUGCCACACCUGCGCUAUCAGAUGGGCGGCGUGUACGCCGGGCUCCAGUACCACGGGAGCUUCGCCCCGCCGCCUCCGCCCCGAGGUCCCUUCGCGUCGCCGCCACAUCCGCACACACAUUACAUCACCAAUUCCCAGCGCGCUGAAGGCGGUCGGAUAGAGAUGGUGGGAGGUGGCGAAGGCACUCUCUCGCCCUUACAGCCGGCCACCGACCUGCAUCAUGCGCCCUUAUUACUUGCCACUGAGGCGCGAGGAGCUCCCAUAGAGCUGAUGGCGCCUCACCACGCUAGGCACGCCCUCUCCCAUCAUCACCACCGUCGCAGUGGAGGAGGUGUGGGAGUGAAUGUGGGAGGCGGAGUUGGUGUUGGAGUGGUAGGAGGAGGGUCUCGAGCGCGGCCCUACGUUCGUCACGCCGCGCGUUGGCCGCACCAUCCCCUGCAUCACAUACACACGCAGGAGGGUUUUUUAGCGGAGGGGGAGGAAUCAUCCAAUGACCACCGGGAUAUGGAGCGAGGUGGAGAGUCAGAUUUGCAAUUCAAAGUGGUGAAUAAGAAGACAGAUCGCCUGAUGGUGUUCUUAAACCUCCUGGCCAUGUUCCCUCUAUCCCCCUACGCGGAAGCAAGGGGCGCCGGCGGCGAAGAAGGCGCAGAAUCAACAGAACCUGAAAACUACGAAGCCCUGCUAUCAUUAGCGGAGCGUCUAGGCGAGGCGAAGCCCCGAGGCCUAGCUCGCCACGAAAUCGAAGCCCUACCCAGCUACAAGUUCGCCGCGGCGACGCAUCGUGGCGAGCAGACUAGCUGUGUAGUUUGUAUGUGCGAGUUCGAAGCCCGGCAGUUGCUCCGUGUACUACCGUGCGCUCACGAAUUCCACGCCAAAUGCGUCGAUAAGUGGCUCAGGUCGAACCGGACCUGUCCCAUAUGCAGGGGCAACGCCUCGGAGUACUUUAGCAAUACCGAGUGA
Spodoptera exigua (beet armyworm) is the source of this 2748-nucleotide messenger RNA. The record is from the annotation of a GenBank genome assembly. NCBI's taxonomy places the organism in Eukaryota, Metazoa, Arthropoda, Insecta, Lepidoptera, Noctuidae.